AUGGACGCGUAUUUAGACACCUUUCGCAUCUGGGAUCAGGAGUCGAACAUCAAGGAGUUGCACACAAGCGAACAAGUGCAAUGCAACAUUUGCUCCGAGGACAAAUUCGAGUCGAUGGACGAGUCAUCGUCGUCUUUCUUGCAAGGGGCACUCUCGUCGUCCUCGUUGUCUUUGUCGCCGCCCUCGCCAACGCCAGCAACGCAGCAAACGCAGCACCAGCAGCAGCAACCACAAAAUCGCCAACAACAGCAACUAGAUCAUCAUGCGACAAUCAAUCAAGCCACCAUGGAGGUCACAUCCUCGCCCGAAAGUGACACAGUUGAGAUCCAAGUCGAGACUUCGACUGUCGUUGCGAGUCCCGGCGACGAUGACGAUUGCGAAACAAUGGUCCUGGAUGGCAACGGCAGCAAUAAUAGUAACUUAAUAAAUGACAAUGACACGGGUUCGACAACGGAGUACGUCGAGAUACUCGAGGACUAUACGGAACCGAUGUUCCCCGAGACCAAUAUCGAGGUUGAAACGAGUGGCGUUGUGACAGACGACGCAAAUGCCUCCGCAACAGCCGCUACCUUACAAACAAUAAUUACUGAAGCCGCCCAUUCAUCAUCGGAACCUGACAAAUCUUCUUCUUCUUCUUCUUCUGCAACUUCGAAUUCUUCUUCAACUUCGCUAGCAUCGGCACCGCCAUCCCAAACACAACCUCAGAUUUACUACAUUUACAACAGCAGCAAGUCGCAAACGCAGAACAACGCUAAUAACGCCGCCACUCCCACCACAACAGCAACGAUCAAGCAAGUCAUUGAAUCGAAUGCCAGCACCACGAUUGUUCAGAAGAAAAAUGACGAUGAGGGUCCCGCUGUCGCAGAUGAGACGAAACAACCGCAAUCCGAGACGAAACUUUUCAUGUGCGGCGUUUGCAAGAUCAUCUUGGAAAAGCGCUAUUUGGCGAAUCACAUGAAGAAGCAUUUGCAGCAAGUGAAUGAGACGCACACGUGUCGCAUCUGCAAGGAUACUUUUUCGCGCAAGAUGCUGUUGUCGGUGCACAUCAGUCAGAAACACUCCAUUUUCACCAAAGACUACGUCUGUCAAAUCUGCAAACUGCCAUAUGAUGAGAACAACAAUGACUUGCAUGGCGGAUGUCAUUGGUUCUGUAACAUCUGCUCAAAGACCUUCAUGACGAAAGCCUCCAUGGUUUGUCAUUCGCGGAUGCGUCAUAAUCGCAAUCAGGGAAAAUUCGUUUGCGAAUUCUGUGGCAAACACUAUUGGGACAAGGCAACGCUCGAAUAUCACGCGCGCGUUCACGUGGGCGAAGAAAAGGUCGUGCCAAGCACAAACAACACCAAUAACGGCACAAAUAAUGGCGCAAGUACCUCAAAUGGCGGCAAUACGGGAAUCCAGCAAGAUGGACAAAACAAUGCCCCAGUAUUAUUUCUACUUCAACUCUAG
This is a messenger RNA of Culicoides brevitarsis, 1446 nucleotides long. RefSeq names its product myoneurin-like. Bases 1 to 1446 code for a protein of 481 amino acids. Gene Ontology annotation, biological process: regulation of transcription by RNA polymerase II. The transcript has 3 exons. Gene Ontology annotation, molecular function: RNA polymerase II transcription regulatory region sequence-specific DNA binding; DNA-binding transcription factor activity, RNA polymerase II-specific. NCBI's taxonomy places the organism in Eukaryota, Metazoa, Arthropoda, Insecta, Diptera, Ceratopogonidae. Gene Ontology annotation, cellular component: nucleus. The record is from RefSeq and is a predicted model, not a curated record.